CCCCUACCUCGACCUUUAUUAUUCUGGAUAUCACAAAAACCUCAUCCAAUAAUUAUUGUUUAUUAUCAUCUUUAUCCCCAAAAUCUAACUUGCCAUUUUUGUGUGCAUAUUUUGGGGAGCUGAGAAAAGAACAAAAAACUGCCAAUAAUUCACUUCCAGUACCUGGCUUCCCACAGUUGUUUUUUUUGUUGUUAUGUGACCCUGGUAUGGUGGUGGAUAAUGAGUAUCUUACCAGUUCUUUAAAUUUUUUCAUUGGGAAGGCUGAUAUCUUCUUGCAUAAUAUUUCAAACCAUUCAAACUAUUGUAAUGUCACUUAAUAUUUCUUUAGUGGCCAGUAAACUGUCUGUCUUGUAAGUGACAGUAUUUUGUGGCUGAAGCCCAAAAUGUUACCAGGCCUUUUUGAGAGUGGAGAGUUGCAAAUAAGGAAGUUACAUUAUUAUAUUUGUAAACUACCACGUGGGGUUUACCCCAUCUUUUGAGCAGUUUACUAAGAAGCUUUCAUAGUCCUCAACCAGGAAUAGUUUUAAAUGGUGUACUUGGAACUGGUACAAAUGAUCUCUUUUGUUGAACUAGAGAGAACUUAAUGUUAGUCCUCAUAAAAUGCUUUUUGCAGCAAAAAUACUGUUAGACAUGAUUACCUUUUAAUAAUGUGACAAGCUUGUGAUCACAUGUUCAGGUUUUUUUUUACAAGAAUAAUGCCUAUUGCAUUAUUUUGGUGUGUUGUUUUACUCUUUCAGGGGUUUGAAGUUUGCUUUUAGUAUCCCUUGAAACAUCUUUGGGCAAUUUUUAGGGUCAAUAUAUUUCAUUGUCUGUGGAUCAGGCAGGGUUGGCUUAUGAAGGAAGCAUUAAUGAGGAAUUGGGUCACUGAAAACCCCAUAUACAUGUAUUUCUUCUAAGGCUCUUACAAAUUGAAAUCCAAAGAUUGGCUGUUCAUUGCUGGUUAGUUAAAAUAUAACUGUCUAAGAAUAUUUGUCACAGGGAACCCACUGGCAUUUCUGUGUCCUUUCCUGUUGUUGCAUCUGGCAGGAUGAGGCUGAGUUCUUCAUAAGGGAAUCCCCUUCAUAUUUUUAUCAUUACUUUAUACCCUUAAGCUAUACAUAGUCUUGUUUAUAGUAUAAGGGAAAAUAACCACAGCAUUGUUCAGGUUAUAUUCAUAAACGUCUUUAAAUUCAAGCUUUUAUGUCAGCUUUGUGGCACAACUCUAGGAAUUCUAUCCAUAACCUUUUGGUAUAUUUUGCAAAUUUUGUCUUGGGGAUAGUCUUGUUUUUAGUCCAGAUAUUACUUCCCAAGGUUAUCAGGUUUGUAAUUAUCCUGUCAUCCCUACAAAAGUUUGUUAGAGAUUGCUCACUCCUUGGCAUGAUUGAAAGGGUUAAGAUAAUAUAUAUGUGGAAGGUAUUCAUUUAAUGCCUUCUUAGACCUAUGAUUGAAAAAUUAUCAAAUCUACCAAAUUAAGAUAGAUAUUAAAUGACAGGGUCCAGCAGCCCCUGUUUGUUGUACUCCCCUCUCUCCCACUUCAAAUACCCCACCCUCCAAACUUCAGGGUUUCAAUAUAAAUAACUUGGAACUAAUUUUAUGACUGAAGUCUCACUAGUGGAGACAUUUUUUUUGUACUCCUCUCAUCAUAGUCAUCAUUGUCAUCAUCAAUCCUCAUCAUGUGUGUCCGCACAUAAGGCCUCUGUGCCUCCUUAGAAUUCUCAUUUCCUGGCUUUUCCCCUCAAACCUUCCAUAGCCCUCCCAAGGCUUUUUUUUCUGCAUGGCUCCUGCCCCCUCCCUGCCCCUCAACUAUAAAUAACGUUCUUGCUUUGAGAUUUAAUGAGUUACUCUUCUAGAAUAUUUAUUAAACUGUUUAAAUUGUGAUCUGCAGCUUUAUGAAGGGCUUAAUUUUUAUGAGUUGCUUCUAAUUGAACCUGUAGGCAUGCUACAGUUAAAGAAAUUGUCUUUUUCGUGUCAAAUGCACAUGAAGAUUGUGCUUGUGUUUUUGUAUUAAGGUAAAAUGUUAUGUGAAAAUGAUCAUACACAUUCUGUUGUAUUCUAAGAAAAGAUAACAAAAAGGUGACGAAUGGUUAGGAAUAUAUGUGUAUUCAGAAUAAUUUAGAGUGUUAAUAUUCCUUGACAAGUUCUGUUAUGUUUAAAAUUAAGCAGUUCCAAUAUGCUUAGGAAGGAAUAUAUUUGUACUCAGAAUUAGCGUGUUGAUAUUCCUUCACAAGUUCUGUUAUGUUUAAAAUUUUUAUUGAACAUUCCAUUGUACUUAAAGAAUAUUUGUUCUAUAAUUGUAAUAACUGCAAUGAAUUACCAUUGUUGACUCCUUGUUAGUAAAUGGUGAUAUCUUAGGUCUAGGUCACACUAGCGACAAAACAACAUGAAAUAACAACAUAAUCACUUAUGUAGGUAAUGUGAAGAUCAACAUAAAGACAUGAGGGAACAAUCAGUGUUUUCCUUAUGUCACGUUGAUACUGUUAUUUUGCUAUUAUGUCAGGAUAUUCACACUGCAAACAUAAUGACAUAAUGUCCUUCCUAUGUUGUUAUGUUUCUGUCAUUAUGUUGUUAUGUUGCAGGUGUGAACUAGGCCUUAGGCCUACAAAGGGCAAUUUACAUGUAUUUGAAGAUUAAGCAGUAAUGAGAUAUCACAUUCUUGAUUGACAGCCCAGUUGAGUGGUUUAAUUCUACCUGGAUGCCUAGAGUCAUCCUUAUUAUUAAUUGUUAAGUAGCUGUAUCAAAGCUGUCUCCUUGGGCAAAUGCGUUGAUAUCUGCAAUCUCCAUUUGUUAAUACGUGACUGAUCAGUAAUAAAUUAUAGGAGAGGCUGAAUUAUGUGAGACUCCAUUUUAGCUCUGAUCAUUGUCUCAAAAGGUAUUGGCCUAAACUUUAUGUCCUCUAGACCAUACUUUUUUCAUGAGGCUCAUGUUUUAAAUCACUAGCAGAAUCUUGCUAUGAUUCCAUAAUGAAGAAAGGGCCAUUUUCCAUAGAGAUUGCUGCUUUUAAUGUAUUGGUCAGUGGCCACAAUAUAGCUUAUUUCUUGAUAUAUGCCCUUAACAUGAAUAUUUUUAUAGUGCAUGUAAUUACUCAGCCUGCUUUCUGACUGGUCAAUCAGCAUCGUCAGCCCUUCGGCUGUCUAUGACUACGUCAAUGAUUCUUCCAAACGGGGAACUUGUUCUCUGGGCUUAUUGAACCUUUUCUGUGGCGUUCUUAUUGGACUACUCUAAGGUACAUUUUGAAACAUUUUGUAGAUCAAAUCCUAGAGGAGCUAUGGUCUUUUUUUUGUAGAUUUCCUAGACAUGUUAACAGUAGUGAAACGUGAAACGUGUUUGCGCCAAAUGUUUUAGAUUUUUUUGUGGUUUAAUGUUGGUAUUCAGGUGGAAAAUUUGCACAAAUCCCAUUCACCAUAAAAACUGGAUUUCAUGUUUCUCCUCCGGGGUUUGAUCUGCUAAUUCUAAGAAUUUGCCAUUUUAAGAGAUCGUACUUUUUAAAGUAUCAGUAAAUGCGUUUGUACAUUUCGAAAGGCAUUACUCUUACCUUUUCUUGAAUUGAAACCUUUGGUUUAAUGUUGCCUUGAUGUUUUUGAAGAAAACUAUCUGAUUCAUUUGAUCUCGAUGAUUAGCGUAGUUUUAUCAAUAACAAAUAAGUUUAUUUAUGAAUAAUAUAUUUUUGCAAUUAAAAUAUAUAUUUACGUGUUUGUAAGUUUGGACAUGAAUUUUGUAAUAGACAAUGUACUGAAAGUCGUAAGGGCUGAUGGCUCGAGGUAUCUCUGCUCCAGCAUGGACCUGCGAAUGAGAAACCGGAGAAGGAAAAAGGAAGGUUUUGCGUGAAAACAGGAGUGUAUCGUCGAGGGGAAAGUCGAAUUUUCACACGGUCACCCUUUUCUGGUCCACAGAGCCUCCGUCUUUUGGUCACGUGGUCGGCGAAGACGAGUAGCACUGGGGAGGAGAAUGCCUCAUCCCAGAGUAUCUCAUGACGCAUGUGCUUGGUAUGAAGCUAAAUUGUACCAUAUGGCGUAGCCAAAACCCUUUUUUUUAGCAAUCAAUCAAUCAAUCAAUCAAUCCUUCAUUUGUUAGAGCAAUGACAGAAUUUAUUAACGCGAUUUGCGCGAUUCUCCUGGUUUAGUUAUUUACACUGUUUUAACAGUAACUUGUCAAAGAUUUAAAGAUCAAUGUAGCAGAGCGAUGUUUGCUUUGCUUUACUUUGGGCAAAAAAUAAACUUAACUUUCCGAUAGCGAAACAUGCUUAGUAGCAUUGGAAGAGAUCUGGUGACGAUAGCUUCGGAGGAUCAUUUUGCUUCUGUUAAUUUUAAGCUGUUCACGCUGGUGAAAUGAGAACAAGAAAAGGAAAAACUAACUUUUAUUGGGCUUGUCCUUAUCUCACUCUAGUUCAGUCUCGAAUUUCCUCAUGAUUAUGCUUAAACUGUUUUAGGAGUACUCAACUAAAGAUUAUAGCUUAUAUUGUGAUAACCGCAUAAGCGUAAACGAGGUCCGGGUGUGUCAAGACCCAUGCUUGGGUGUGGAGGUUAUGCUGUCGACUGAUGACCUGCUAAAGACCGGAAAACGUAUUCCAUCUCGGAUCGCCGAGUACUGCAAAAACCAGUAACGGUAGCAAUUGUGCAACCAUAUGCAAUUUAGAACAGCAUAAAUGGCCUGUUCAGGGCAGCCAAAAAACGUACCCUGUCCAGUGGUACGUUAUGAUUUCCCCCCACCCCUCGGGGAACGAAAAGGCUAACUUUCCUCAUAAAGUCUUUAUAACACUGUCAGAUCGCUCGAUUAGCAAGAAAGUAAGUAAGAACUUUAUUUAAGUGUCAAUGUAUUUAGCCCAUGUGGGCUAAUUGGGGACACUGUAUUAACUCUGCCUAAAAAAAUUUCAUUAAUAGUAUUAUAAGAUUCUCGUAAAAAAUUAAAAUUGAAAUAUUGGCAAAAGGAAAUAAAAAGAGUAUAUGUUGUCCUGAGAAACGUCUUAAUUAUAAUGUUAUAUUAAUUAAAGUUUAACAUUCUAAAGUUCUAUACAUUAUUAAUGUACAUUCCAAAAAUUCGUCCUUCUUAAUGGUGGGUGAGGCCUCUUAUUUCGGGCGAAAAAAAUUUACUGGCCGCACAGGUUGCAGCAAUUGCCGUUGUUACUUAGAUAACCCGAAAGCAAACUAUAACAAACUAUAACAACAAUAGCAAACUAUAACAACAACAAUUGUAAAUCAGUUUAAGCUUCCCUAUCACAUGAAGUUGACAAAGAUUCCUUGUGAGUUGGAAAGGUGUUUGAAGACGUUUUACAAAACGAUAUGAUGAAAAUGCAUUUAAACGAAACUUAAAGACAAAAGGAAAGCAGACAAUGAAUCGGGUAGUUUCUUUUUCUUUUUAUUCCUGGCUAAGUGAAAUCACGAAGUUUUGCACUUCUUGCAUCCGAAAUUGCUCCAGCAACCUCGGAUGUCUAAAUAGCUGAAAUAGUACAGCAAACUCUUUUACAGUCGAACUUCUAUUAAGCGGCCACUCCCUAUUAAGCGGCCAGUUCUCGAAGUCCCGAAAUCAUUGUCAGUGAAAUACUGCAGACGAAACCCCUAUUAGCCGACCACCUCUAUAAAGCAGCAGAAGCGACAUUUUGGUCGUCCCGAUGAGGGCAAGUUCCCCUAUUGUCCUUACCCCUAUUUAACGGCCACCCAAAAUAAUAAGACACACGUAGUUUAACUUCGUUUUGGAAAAGGAGACGAUAGGUAAGAAGCCUAAAUAGGAAGGGGCGCCUGAUGAAGUUAUUCAAACACAUGUUUAUUAUGAUUGUCUUGACGUUGAUUGCAAGUCACCAGCCUCCACCUAGUUCCAGGUUCCCCGAGGGGACCGUGCUGACGGUGGGCUCUCAACGGGCGGGAUCUGGUACUAAGAUAUCCUGAAUCCAAGAUGGCGACAUGAUGAAGAGAUUCCGGAAAAACGGAGUGGUCGUUUACAGUCUGUUGUAACUAAAGUCGAGAGUCAAUGGCCUUCCAUGCGGCCUCUGUGCCAAGACCAGUUGGAUUACUGCUUAUUGACCUACAACGAGCGUUUGUGGACGGAAUAUGGCGGGCUUAUUUACCAGACGAAGAGGUUGAACCGAUCAAGAGCAGUUUUCAAAAUUGUGCGAAGCUUCUACGCUCUGGAUUAAACAAUGUGCCAACGCUGAUGACUCGUUGCCCAUUUGGAGGCAGCGACUUUGAACUUCACGACAGUGUAGCUUCUGUAGUCGAUAAAAAUCAGCGAUAUGUUAUUAAACCCAACACAUCUGCCAUGGACGCCAAGGGUUUCAGAGAAUGGGUUGAGCAGGAAUUGCUCAAACAGGGAACCAAUACUUUAGUGAUGGGUGGCUGCACAACUACAAGCUGUGUGCGAGUCAGUGCUAUGCGAACUCAGACGGCUUUUGCUAGUAAAGGUCUGCAAGUUAUAGUGGAUCUAAGUUUGUGUGGAGCUAGAAAACGUAAUUACGUUCCAAGGUGCCCCAGUUGUCUACAGUUGUACAUGGAUUUUGGUGAUGUUGAACCGUCACGCAAUCCGCAUUGCGCUUGUGGUGGUGCUGAUGUUGAAAUGAUUUCGCCUGUUGAAAAAGCAGUGCAGUGCAUGCGAGACAAAGGCGUUGAGGUGAUGGAAACUUUUGAUUGGAAACCAUACACUCUACAAUGACAUUGAUCGCAAAAGCUGGUCAAAUCUUGUCUAAAUGAAGUUAUCACUGAAGGAUAUUGCCAGAGGUUUGGAGAGAGCUGGUGUAGCCGUUGUUGUUGGUAAAGAUAGGAAGAUUCCUCCUUGUACACCCUAUCUUAAAUUUCCUGUUUGAAAUACUGUCGUAUACUACUUUGUAUCUUUAAGGCUUAAGGGCCCAUCAACCGAUCUUUUUGAGCCGUUGCUAAGGAAAAUUUAUUCUCAUAUAACCUCAUUAUUUUUAGUUAGUUCAGAGUUAUUUCAUGUGUU
Molecule: messenger RNA, 6903 nt
Organism: Orbicella faveolata
Lineage: Eukaryota; Metazoa; Cnidaria; Anthozoa; Scleractinia; Merulinidae
Source: RefSeq, a predicted model, not a curated record